Salvelinus namaycush (lake trout) is the source of this 1197-nucleotide messenger RNA. RefSeq names its product gap junction alpha-8 protein-like. The transcript is spliced from 2 exons. Lineage: Eukaryota; Metazoa; Chordata; Actinopteri; Salmoniformes; Salmonidae. The record is from RefSeq and is a predicted model, not a curated record. Gene Ontology annotation, cellular component: connexin complex. Gene Ontology annotation, biological process: cell communication. The coding region runs from base 1 to 1197 and encodes 398 amino acids.
AUGGGGGACUGGAGCUUUCUGGGUAAUAUUUUAGAGGAAGUGAAUGAGCACUCAACGGUGAUCGGCCGGGUGUGGCUCACGGUCCUCUUCAUCUUUCGAAUCCUCAUCCUGGGUACGGCGGCAGAGUUUGUGUGGGGUGACGAGCAGUCGGACUAUGUCUGUAACACGAAGCAGCCCGGUUGUGAGAACGUGUGUUACGACGAGGCCUUCCCCAUCUCCCACAUUCGCCUGUGGGUUCUGCAGAUCAUCUUCGUGUCCACGCCAUCUCUGGUGUACGUAGGCCAUGCCGUGCACCACGUCCACAUGGAGGAGAAACGCAAAGAGCGUGAGGAGGCUGAGCUGAGUCGCCAGCAGGAGCUGAGUGAGGAGCGGCUGCCUCUAGCGCCCGACCAGGGCAGUGUGCGCACCACCAAGGAGACCAGCACCAAGGGCAGCAAGAAGUUCAGGCUGGAAGGCACCCUGCUAAGGACCUAUAUCUGCCACAUAAUCUUCAAGACGCUGUUUGAGGUGGGCUUCGUCGUGGGCCAGUACUUCCUGUACGGCUUCCGCAUCCUGCCGCUGUACAAAUGCAGCCGCUGGCCCUGCCCCAACACUGUGGACUGCUUCGUGUCGCGCCCCACAGAGAAGACUGUCUUCAUCAUAUUCAUGCUGGCCGUGGCCUGCGUCUCCCUCUUCCUCAACUUCGUGGAGAUUAGUCACCUGAGCCUGAAGAAGAUCCGCUUUGUCUUCUGCAAGCCAGCCCCGGGGCCAGCCCAGGGUGAGGGCCCAAGCCCCCUGCCCUCUCCAGGGGGGGUCCUCAAGAGCCUGCCCCCCCUGGCCAUGCCUUCCUUCCAGAGGACAAAAGGCUACAGGCUGCUGGAGGAGGAGACCCACCCCUACCCCCUGGCGGAGGCAUGCAUGGAGGCAGGGAGGCUAAUCCCUCUGGCCCCGCCCUUUCAGUGCAAGGAGGAGAAAGCGGAGGAACUGGGGCACAUGGAGGACAUUUCGAAGGUGUACGAUGGGACCUUGCCUUCCUACGUCCAGACCACAGAGAUAGGGGAGGAAACACUACCACUACACCAAGAGAAGGAGGAGCAGCAGGAGGAGGAGGUGGAGGAUGAAGAGGAGGAGACGAUGGAUACGAUAGAGGACACAAGACCACUGAGCAGAUUGAGCAAAGCCAGCAGCAGGGCCAGGUCAGACGAUCUCACCGUAUGA